This is a messenger RNA of Cephus cinctus (wheat stem sawfly), 5864 nucleotides long. RefSeq lists its product as uncharacterized. The transcript has 5 exons. The record is from RefSeq and is a predicted model, not a curated record. NCBI's taxonomy places the organism in Eukaryota, Metazoa, Arthropoda, Insecta, Hymenoptera, Cephidae. Gene Ontology annotation, biological process: regulation of DNA-templated transcription. The coding region runs from base 374 to 5479 and encodes 1701 amino acids. Gene Ontology annotation, molecular function: DNA-binding transcription factor activity, RNA polymerase II-specific; RNA polymerase II cis-regulatory region sequence-specific DNA binding. Gene Ontology annotation, cellular component: nucleus.
UGGUGGCAAAAACCUUUACUGCGAUGUAAGCGCUCUCUGGUCGACCAGCAACAAAAAUGAAACUGAAUGGAACUACGAAAUAGGAUCCUUGAAGAAAGGUAUUGAAGCAACGUAUAAGAUUGUAAAAGGCUGAAGCUCUGUUUUGAUAAAUCAUGAGGUCUACAUGAACCAGUCAUCCAGGAUGAUGGCUAGUGAACGCUCCAAGAUCAAGAAAGUGGAAAGCUUCCACUUUACGAGUCUGAUAGUGUUUUAUUAUACAAAGUGAUUGAUUUGUUGAAAAGUCAAAGGUCUAAAGUGAAAGAUCAUUUUUGGAUAUGGACAUUUAUGGGAUGUAGUGGUAACCAAAAAACAGAAGAAAGCUCUUUAAAGAGGAAUGAAAAGUGGAAUCCACAGAGCAGCAAUUUUUUAUGUUUUGCAAUGCAGUGGAGAACUACAAGAUACCAUUCUAGUGUCUAGGCAAAUCUCAAAGAUUAUGCCAAAAUUACGGAAGAAUAAACUACUGGAGAAUAAAUGGGGCUCGAAAUAUUUCAGUGCUGUGAAGGAUGCAGUCUUUACAAUGAGACCAUCACCAUACAUGCCAUCAGAGCCACCACCAUCCCUAAGUAAAGAAACAACUGAGUCUCAGCCAUUGUAUGUCUGUAAGCAAUGUAGAGAUUGUUUUCGUUUCUUGAGCAGCCUAGAGGAUCACACAGCGCGACGUAGUUGGAUUCUGGGAUACUGGUGUCAAAGCUGUUUCUAUAAUUGCAAUCAUGUUUUAGCCCUUGAUGGAUCUUGUAACGAGUGUAGGACGCGAGAUCGCGAGAAACGGCAACACUUGCGCUCACGGGGACUUAAAAGAGGCCGGAAACCGGGUUCUGUUAAAAUAUUCUAUAAUCAGUGUCAGUUUUUCGUACAUGUCAAAUCACAUCAGUUACAGGCAGUGGACAUGUGUGACAUCAUGUUAAUGCCGAUACCGUUGGACGUGGAGAAAGAUCAAUAUACAAAAUUAGAAAAAAUUUGUGAAAUAAUGAUAGAGCACAUGUUCAUAACUGGAGUCCAUAUACUUGACUGGCUCAGGAUGAAGAAUAUGGAGCAAAGAUGGUGGGAACUGUUGCGUGUAGUCUCUGACGCUAAUUUAACUAGCAUCAGUGAUAUUGUGCGAAAUAUUCGCGCUAUGAAACUGCUUCCGGAAGUGCCGCCGGAAAUACCUACGGCUAACAGGUCGUCCACGCAGAGCUUGGGAUCUAGGAUGGAUGUCAAGAGCACAAUGAAAUCUUUGAGAAAAAGUAAAAGUCUGAAAUGUUCAAAGAGUAUUAGUCCUUGUAAAACAACGGCUAUUAACUCAAUAAGCGUGUCAGAAGUCUCAGAAAGUGACGAUGAUCCAUACACAUCAACGGAUAUUGCAUUCGUCGAUUGUGGAUCGCCUAUGAAGACAUUUGCCCUGGAUAACACCUUGCUGGGAAUCACCAGUAAAAAGAAUACGGAAUCGUCCAGUACUUCCGGUAAUUCAACAGUAGCCAUAACUGUGCCCAUGAAAAUAAUAGCAUCGUCAACGGCAAAUGCGAAGCACUUUAGAGGUUCUGAUGGCAAUCCUGUGUAUAGUAUAUCCUCCAAUGUCACAGUGUCAAGUAGUAAUUCGAUACUAGCUCCAAAAGUUUCUGUGAAAAAAUUCGCCAAUGAAUCUUCCGGAAGUAACGUGGUUACCAAUUUGUGGAAGGAUUUCUCGAGGGAGUACGAUCUAAAGAAGCAAAUGUUAAAAAAGUUACCGGAAGGACGAACGAGCGUCAGCAAAACGUCACUUUCGUUACUGGCGUCAAAAUCUGACAAGACACCUGCUGCUAGCAAGACAGCGAAUUCUAUUUUGAGUAAACAGGAAGUAUAUGCAGCUGCUACAAAACCAAGUACCAGAAUAUUGACAGUGCACAAUCCUAAGAGCACUGAUCUGUCAUCGAUAAUUAAUCAGCUUCCAAAAGAUGUAAUCAAUGGCAAGAAGAUUAUUUUCAUUGGGCAAGAUGCGGAACGGGGUACCAAUGUAUCUAAUCAGGAAAUGAGUAUUAAUCAAGGAACGAUUAAAUUGAAAUCGGAUGCAGGACAAGCAAAAAUUCUUAAAACAGUACCAUUAAAAAUGGCCCCGGCAUUAGUUUCUGUUCCCAAUGAACAGAGUGCGAAGUUGUCAGCAGCUAAUGCGAUUCAUAAAAUAUUAAUGGAUCCUGCAGGAUCUAACGUGCAGCAGGUUACUUUGGAUGGAAAAAUCAUUUACAAGAACGGUAGGAAAUUUAUUAUACGCAAACCUGGUACAAUGUCUGUUAGUAAAGUUGCCAUGGCGAGUAAUUUAUUGAAGACGAGUGAUCUUUCGCGUUCACUGAUAAAAAAAUCAAUUGUGGGAAAUUUACCGAAGGCCGCCACUCCUGGUUCACCACCGGGUGCCUCGUCGGCGCCUGAACUACCGAAUUCAUAUUCACAUGGUAAACUGAUUUCGGCUUCUGAUCGGGAACCUGAAAAAUCAGACUUGUGUUCUUUGGGUAGUGAUACGUUUUCAGAACAUAUGAAUCAUCUCUAUUAUUCGAAUAUGCAGAACACUAAUAAGACCAGCGAGCAUCUAUGGAUAGAGACUGAUGAUUCUGGUCAAUUUUAUUUCCGCUCAGCAUCAGUGGUACCGGAAAAACAAUCUGGAGCAUGUCAUAAUUUAAACGCUUUGCUACCAAAGUAUAAGGAACAAAUGUUAGACAAUCUAUUGCACCUGAGUAAAGCAGAGAUUGAAAGGCGAAUUGAACAUUUGAAGUCUGUGAACUCCAUGUAUUCAAAACUCAUGAAAACAGAUAACGAUGAAAUAAUACAGAACAAUCUGAAAGCCUUAAAACAUUUGGAGGAUGCACUCAAGGAACCAGUUCAGUGGAAUAGCGAAGAAGGAAAUUCUGAGAAGCAACUUCAGGAAGAGAUUGAGAGCAUGGAAAAAGAGUGGGAAGUUGAUCUUCAAAAUGAAGAUUUUCCCAAGUGUGGCAUUUGUAAAAAAGCAAUCAAGCCAAAGUCUUAUAUUAUAGGAAUUUCAAGAAUGAAAUGCGAAGAGUCAAAUUUCUGUAACUGUUACAACUCCGUAUGUUACAUAUGUAAAACAUUUCAGAUUAAUAGCACUAAACUCAGAGCUCAUAUAAAUUAUCAUGAAAAGUGUGAGCCUUUCGAAUGUCCAGAAUGUCUAAAAAGAUAUGCAUCCUUCAAGAAAUUAGAAAGUCACGUAUGGACAUCCUGUUUCCAUCCUCUUCUCCGAAGAUGGUUUAGCUGUAUAAUCUGUGAAGUUGAUGGUUUCCUGGAUCUUGAAACAGUCACUAGGCAUUUUGCAAUUUGUCACAGUGAAAGAAAAGUUGCUUGUUCAGAAUGUCAUUUGGUGCUCAGUUCUCAUGCAUCCCUCAAAAAACAUCAGGACGAAGCACAUCCUGAUACUGUGGUGAAGCCAGUACGACUUAUGGUCUGUAACUUAGGACAGUGUGUGGUAAAACCAGUAAAUUUUAGAUGUCAUGUAGAUAACCAUGUAGGUGUGGCCAGAAUGUAUUAUUACAAGUGUCUUUUUUGUUCAUUCCUUACAAAAGACAUAGACCAUGGCAAAGAAGAGAUCAAGAAUCAUCUCAGUCAUCAUCAUGCUGACCAGCUCUGUGAAUUAUAUAAUAACACUGCCUGUGAUCUUGAAAAUGAGAUUUCUACUGAGAUCACUUCAAAAGAGAAUCAAGAUACGGAAACAAAUUUACUGGUGCCUAAAAUAGUGAGUACAACGAGCAUCACACCGGAAGUGUUUGAACAAAAUUCGCAAAAUGUAGAUGAUAAUGUGAUGGAUUCUGGCAAUGUCGAUUCUGAUAGCCAAUAUUGGAUUGUCAAUGGUUUACCCAAGAUUAUCGAUGUUCGUACAGAAGCAAAAAGUUCAAAAUCAUUUAGCAAGACUUCUACCAUUCCUAAAACACUUGAUGUCAGAUCAAUGGCUGUAAAUGGCGUCGCUGAGGAUUCAGAAUUUAAUGAAAAACCUAUGCAUAAUAAUAUCAAGUCGAAUAAAGAACUAUUAAAGAUUAUUACUAAGGACAGUCAUAAGAUCACAAAACAGAGGUUACAAGCACGUGCAAUAAUAAAAUCAUCAAAAAGAGUAACCUCGACGACAAGUGACUCAAUGGAAAAGACAAAGAUGAAAUCAAAAGAGGAAAUAAGGCCAAUACCUCCAUUGGAGCCAAUUUCCAGAAUGUCAAGUUUAUCAAAGAAAAUAGUACUACUCAGUGAGAGUGAGGGAAAUUCCUCAAAGGUGUCGAGAGACACAGAAGAUAAAUCACAGCGUUCUAUUUUACGGGUGGUAGAGAUUCUUCCAGGAAAGGGGAAAGUCAAUAAAAUCCAAGAUGCCAGAAAUCCUCUGUGUAUUUCGAGGAAUCUACUUAACGAAUCGCAGGCGAUCCAAUUUCAAUCGAUGGAAACAAAAGACGGAAAUCUCGCAGCCAGAGUCAGUUCUAUAUUGCAGCCGCCGCCAUUGGCAAGAAUACCUGAGCACUUGUUGAGUUCAAUAAAGAAAGUAGAAGUAGGCAAGGCAAGAAGGAUAUGGCAGGAUAGAAAUCUGAGACUAGGAGCAACGAGCAAACAGAAGAGAAGACGAAAGCGACCCUGGAGAAUUGCUGUGAACGGUCCAGAUUCUGAGAGUCUGGAUUACAGAUGUCAUCUCUGUCGUGAACUUAUCAACACCUCCCCUUCUACUAUCAGAAACCAUUUUAAUACCAGGCAUUCUCGUGAUUACAAACUAGUCAUAGUUGCCCCAAGACUUCUAAGGAUGUCCAAAGAAUUCAUCGAGGGUGGUUAUCGUGAACUGUAUGGAAGCAGGAAACGGAAGUCUGACACAGUAACCUCUACUGCAAAGAGACGAAGAAGAUGGACACCUAAGAAAUAUAUAGAGAGAACAAAUUCACCAGGAACAGGUCUUUUUGUUCAGCAGGAACCUGUGCAGGAUGGCGAGGGCAACUUCAAAUGCAAAAAGUGCAAUUCCAAAUGUGGCAACAUGACUGAGUUAAGAGAGCACAUUGCCUCUUAUCACAGAAUCAAGGGUCGUUAUCUCAUUUGUUUAGAGUGUGGGGAGAACUUUGUAGUAGCACCAAGUCUUCAGAUGCACCUGAAGGCCUUCCACGGGAUAGAUGAUCCUAUAACCUACAUGACACAGAACACUGGUUAUGCACCGGAAACCACAGAUGAGGCUGAGAACGAAAGCAAAGCCACAGUCUCCAAUCAAUGUUACGUUUGCAUGGCUGUUUUUGAGGAUAAAGCAGCUGUUGACAAACAUUUGAGGGUUCACGGAAUGGCGUUCCUCAAUCGCAAGAGGAUUGAAGCUCAAAAUGCUCUUAAGAGUCCACCAAAAAAUAAUAAGCUCGACAAUUCUUCUGAGAAAUCAGUUAACGAUGAUGACAGUGCAACAAACACAACCGGAAGUGCAUCUACCACGCCUGAAAAGGUUCGAGAUAACGAAGAGAAGACUACGAGUCAAUAAGAACUUCAAGAAAAAGUGCUGAGAGUCUCAGACUAAAGUGAGUACGUCGAGUCUACGGUAAAUCGUGAAUAAGGAUCCUUCCAAGUGUCGUUUAGCAGUCUUUCGGAAGUAGUGGAUGCUGAACAGGAUCAUUUUUCGUUGGUCAGUAUAAUUUCUGACCAAGUAUUCUUCCAAGUGUUUUCGGUUCUGCUCAGUAUCUGUUGUAUGGACGUGUACAUAAAAAAGUUGAAUAUUGAUUUAAUUACUUUAAUAAACUAAAAGUCACUGCUUUUAUAAAUCCUCUCGAGAGUUACAUUUUGUCUAUCGCAUCGAUUAUUUUAAAUUCUUAUACUUAUCGGAAUAAGAUAAGACUGAAUAAAAAGAAGAAAAGCAAGAUGCUCGUGAA